This is a messenger RNA of Lotus japonicus, 1842 nucleotides long. RefSeq names its product UTP--glucose-1-phosphate uridylyltransferase. The coding region runs from base 121 to 1530 and encodes 469 amino acids. The transcript has 21 exons. Gene Ontology annotation, cellular component: cytoplasm. Gene Ontology annotation, molecular function: UTP:glucose-1-phosphate uridylyltransferase activity. Gene Ontology annotation, biological process: UDP-alpha-D-glucose metabolic process; glycogen metabolic process. The record is from RefSeq and is a predicted model, not a curated record. NCBI's taxonomy places the organism in Eukaryota, Viridiplantae, Streptophyta, Magnoliopsida, Fabales, Fabaceae.
UCUGUUCUCCACACACGAGCGUUUAUAUUUUGUCAUCAAUCUCCACACUCUCUUCCAUCACACACUCUUCACCUCUUCUCCAUCUUCCCUCUGUUUUCUCUGUAACCGUCCACCACCGCAAUGGCCACCGCCACCGAUCGACUCUCCGAUCUCAAAUCCGCCGUCGCCGGCUUGAACCAAAUCAGUGAGAAUGAGAAGAACGGAUUCAUCAACCUCGUUUCUCGCUACCUCAGUGGUGAAGCUCAGCAUGUUGAAUGGAGUAAGAUCCAGACUCCUACUGAUGAAGUUGUUGUGCCUUACGAUACUUUGGCGCCAACUCCAGAUGGUGCUUCAGAGGUAAAGAAUCUUUUGGACAAGCUUGUGGUGUUGAAGCUUAAUGGAGGAUUGGGGACAACCAUGGGUUGCACUGGUCCAAAAUCCGUCAUUGAAGUUCGUGAUGGGUUGACAUUUCUAGAUUUGAUUGUCAUCCAAAUUGAGAAUCUCAAUUCCAAAUACGGAAGCAAUGUUCCUUUGCUUUUGAUGAACUCAUUCAACACUCAUGAUGACACUCAAAAGAUUAUCGAGAAGUACAAAAACUCAAAUAUCGAUAUUCAUACUUUUAACCAGAGCCAGUAUCCGCGGUUGGUCGUUGAUGACUUUUUGCCUUUGCCUUCCAAAGGGCGCACUGACAAGGAUGGGUGGUACCCUCCUGGCCAUGGCGAUGUCUUCCCAUCAUUAUUGAACAGUGGAAAACUUGAUGCACUACUAUCACAGGGUAAAGAGUAUGUUUUUGUUGCCAAUUCGGAUAACUUGGGAGCUAUUGUUGACUUGAAAAUCCUAAAUCAUUUGAUCGAGAACAAGAAUGAAUACUGUAUGGAGGUGACUCCCAAAACAUUGGCUGAUGUAAAGGGUGGCACGUUGAUUUCUUAUGAAGGAAGGGUUCAGCUUCUGGAAAUUGCACAAGUCCCAGAUGAACAUGUUAGUGAAUUCAAGUCAAUAGAGAAGUUCAAAAUUUUCAACACGAAUAAUUUGUGGGUGAACUUAAACGCAAUCAAGAGGCUUGCUGAAGCUGAUGCUCUUAAGAUGGAGAUUAUUCCCAAUCCAAAGGAAGUUGAUGGAGUGAAAGUUCUUCAGCUGGAAACUGCAGCUGGUGCAGCAAUAAGGUUCUUUGACAAGGCUAUUGGGAUUAAUGUUCCACGAUCCCGAUUCCUUCCAGUGAAAGCAACAUCUGAUUUGCUUCUUGUCCAGUCUGAUCUCUACACUCUGGAAGAUGGAUUUGUCAAUCGGAACAAGGCCAGGGCAAACCCUGAAAACCCUUCUAUUGAACUUGGGCCAGAAUUUAAGAAGGUUGGCAACUUCUUGAGCCGUUUCAAAUCAAUUCCUAGUAUUAUUGAGCUUGACAGUGUAAAAGUGGCUGGUGAUGUAUGGUUUGGAGCUGGUGUUAUCCUUAAGGGGAAAGUCAGUAUAGUAGCAAAACCUGGUGUAAAGCUAGAAAUUCCUGACGGAGCUGAAAUUGUGAACAAGGAAAUUAAUGGCCCGGAGGACCUGUAAGGAUCGACGAAGCUAAUGAGUUUAUGUGUGUAUGAGGCCAUGCAUAUACAACAACCUUGAUAGUCUUGUGCAGUUGUGUUACUUUAACUAUGUAUUAUUUUAAGUUUGAUAGGAAAAGAAAAUAAGAUGGCGCUUUUUUGUUGAGAGUAUGUCCACUGUGGAGUUUUUACUUGUUGUCUUGUGAUACUGUGUUCCUCCUCCCCUAUUUUAUUGGUUUUCAUGCCAUUUUGGAUAUAAUAAUGGUUUUUGUUGCAAUGAGUUAUGAGUAUGAGGGCUCAAACAAGUAUUAUAAUCAUUAGCGUUGGUCCUCAA